Mesorhabditis belari is the source of this 474-nucleotide messenger RNA. The record is from the annotation of a GenBank genome assembly. NCBI's taxonomy places the organism in Eukaryota, Metazoa, Nematoda, Chromadorea, Rhabditida, Rhabditidae.
AUGAACUUUGUUGGGAAUCCACAAGGGAUUAAUCCAAAUCGAGCGACAAGUGUUGAAGACUACAAGAAAGCUUUCGAUUUCUUCGAUGCCAACAAUGAUGGCUAUAUCACAGCCGACGAAUUGGAGGCAGCGAUGAACAAAUGUGGACAAUAUCCAAGCAAACUGGAGUUGCGAUUGAUCAUGCAUCAUGGGGACAAUGAUAAAAACGGAGUGAUCACUUUCGACGAAUUCGCGCACUUGAUGAGCGGCUCGACUACACGAAACAAGUACACCUAUGCUCAAUUGCAAGAACAAUUUCAAAUGUUUGAUAAGGACAAAGACGGGUACAUCGAGAAGCAAGAGAUGAUCGAGAUCGUUCGCGAGUUGGCGCUGAGCUCAUCAUUUCCGCGAAACGUCAUUGAGCAAAUGUUCAAAGAAGCGGAUGUUGAUGGGGAUGGGAAAAUUUCAUUUGAAGAGUUCGUCCUUGCUGUCAAC